Molecule: messenger RNA, 974 nt
Organism: Arabidopsis arenosa
Lineage: Eukaryota; Viridiplantae; Streptophyta; Magnoliopsida; Brassicales; Brassicaceae
Source: the annotation of a GenBank genome assembly
AACACUCACACCAAAAGAAGAUGGUUUCGUUUCGCUUCCCUUUCUCGUUUUCUCAGCCCCCGCGUGCCACGUCGUCAUUCUCCGGUUUCUCCAUUUCCGCUGUCGCUGUCUCCGUCACCGUUGGCGCCGCAGCCGCCGGAGCUGCGAUCGCGGCGUCGCGGAAUCCCAAUCAUCCGAUUGUGGAGUGGGCCUUAUCCUCUCACCGUUCGUCUCUGUUACCAUGGGGAUCUAUAACUCUAGCAGACUCUACCCCCGAAUCCGUUGUUGAACCUAAGACAGGUUUCUCGUUUCCCGCUUCAAUUGGAGAUUCCCGGCGAUUACUCGGCGUCGGCCUGAGGAAGAAGAGCUUACUGGGAUUGAAGAACAUCGAUGUCUACGCCUUCGGCGUGUAUGCUGAUUGUGAUGAUGUGAAGAAACUUGUGGGAGACAAGUACGCAAAUCUUCCAGCUUCGGAGAUCAGGGGAAACAAGGCAUUCAUGGAUGAUCUCAUGGAAUCCGAUAUUAAGAUGACUAUAAGGCUGCAGAUUGUCUACGGCAAACUCAACAUCCGAUCCGUGCGCAAUGCUUUUCAAGAAUCUGUUGGAAACAGACUCAAGAAGUUCGGUGGCUCAGACAACAACGAGUUGCUUCAAAGCUUCACUAGCCUCUUCAAAGAUGAGUACAAGAUCCCAAGAAACUCCACCAUUGAUUUGACAAAAGAACCAGGUCAUGUACUCUGCGUUGCAAUUGAGGGAAACCACGUGGGGAGUGUGCAGAGCCAACUCUUGUGUAGAUCAAUCUUAGACUUGUACAUUGGUGAAGAACCGUUUGAUAAGAAUGCAAGAGAAGAUUUUCUAGACAAUGCAGCUUCUCUAGCUUUCGACAACUAGUUCACAAGAAGAAGAAAAACAAUGUUGCUAUCUUUCUUAAACGGAUUCUCUAUAUAUACGGCAUAUUGUUGAGGAAUGUAUUUGAAAUAAAUUGCUUGGAGAAAU